Molecule: messenger RNA, 2992 nt
Organism: Salvelinus fontinalis (brook trout)
Lineage: Eukaryota; Metazoa; Chordata; Actinopteri; Salmoniformes; Salmonidae
Product: interleukin-11 receptor subunit alpha-like
Exons: 12
Coding region: 117-1736 (539 amino acids)
Cellular component (GO): membrane
Molecular function (GO): cytokine receptor activity; protein binding
Source: RefSeq, a predicted model, not a curated record
CUCUACGGUUCGCAAGGUAAAACUCGACAAAAUCGAAGCCAUGGAUCACGACCACUCGAAAAUGCCCGUUUAACUUUUGAAGAUAUUGAAGAUGCCUGGUCUCGUGUCAUGUCCUCAUGUUGUCUCUCUGUCUCUCCCCAGAUGCCUGGUCUCGUGUCAUGUCCUCAUGUUGUCUCUCUGUCUCUCCCCAGAUGCCUGGUCUCGUGUCCUGUCCUCAGGUUGUCUCUCUGUCUCUCCCCAGAUGCCUGGUCUCGUGUCAUGUCCUCAUGUUGUCUCUCUGUCUCUCCCCAGAUGCCUGGUCUCGUGUCCUGUCCUCAGGUUGUCUCUCUGUCUCUCCCCAGAUGCCUGGUCUCGUGUCCUGUCCUCAGGUUGUCUCUCUGUCUCUCCCCAGAUGCCUGGUCUCGUGUCAUGUCCUCAGGUUGUCUCUCUGUCUCUCCCCAGAUGCCUGGUCUCGUGUCAUGUCCUCAGGUUGUCUCUCUGUCUCUCCCCAGAUGCCUGGUCUCGUGUCAUGUCCCGGUGGUCUGAUAGUCAUUGGUCUCCUCUUCCUCCUUUCCUCCUCCUCCGUGAACACCCAAUCAGAGAUAUGGACCAAUGAAGUUUCAGAUGUCCAGUACGGGAGGCUAGGGUCCAACGUCACGCUGCUGUGUAGAGACGCACUGGACAGGACGUCAGUGGAGUGGCGUCUGAACAGGAGUUCCAUGUUGCCAUGGCAGCACCGAGUGACAUCAGACGGUCAUCUGGUCCUUGUGCAUGCAGAACACGCUGCCGAGGGUAACUACAGCUGCCAUGACGAGAAGGGACUCGUCAUCCAGACUAUCAGACUCAGGCUAGGAUAUCCCCCCGGGCUGCUCAGCAUUUCCUGUCAUGUGCCCAAUCACAGCCUAGUAUUGUGUUCAUGGGUGGAGUCUGUGAAGACCCACCUACCAGCCCUGUACCACACCUCCUAUAGGGGUAAUAAGAGCCAGGUGAGGAUGUGUGUGGUGUCGUCCCCUCCCCAGAAGCAGUGCACCAUCACAGACCCUACCAUGUGGCAGCUCUACCACUACAUCAACAUCACCGAGACCAACCCUCUGGGGUCACAGACCACCAUCAUACAGGUCAAGUUCCAUGAGCUCUUGCAGCCAGACCCCCCAGAGGCAGUAACAGCAGUGGGGAUGGUAGGAUAUCCCAUGAGGCUCCAGGUGUACUGGACGUACCCUGCUUCCUGGCUCCACGACGCUGUGCCCUUCCCCCUCCGUUUCCAGCUCCGCUACCGUCCUGUAGGAUCCAGCAUCUGGUCUACCGUGGAGUCUAAGGCCAGAUCCCUGCUAAUAACCGACGCCCUUGCAGGCUUCGCCCACCAGCUGCAGGUGAGAGCCCAGGACGAAAUCAACCCAGACAGCCAGUGGAGUGACUGGAGCCCCCUGCUGCAGACCUGGCCAUGGAGCGGUUGCACAGCAGAUCCAACUGAACAAACCGUCCCUGUAGACGACAAUGACAAAGACACAAAGCCCUCUACAGCAAACACCAAGUCAGAGAAUUCGGAGGAUGAUGGUGGUAGUCUGGGAGUGGUGAUAUUUCUGGUGCUGUUUGCUGUCAUCAUCAUAGCCUUGUUGUUCUCUCUAUUUGUCCUCAUGUGGGUGAGGCAAUGGAGGCGGGACAACGUGACACGACAGGAUCUGACCUCCAUGUUGAAGAUGAAGUCCUGCAUAUCUGAACCUAGGUUGGCCCGUCCUCUCCACCAGGCCAUACCAUAGACUCACCACGCUGCCAACAACCCAUCUGGAGUGAGUGCUUGGCCUGGUCGCUGCCUGCCGAUAGACAGACAUGAUGGACCGACUGACUGACUCCUCCCACUGGAGUUGAACCUCUUCUGAUUGGUUGUGGGCCUCAGUGACAGUACAGCACCAGUAAACAUGAAGUCAAAGGAAGGAGGGAUUAGUAUCUGUCUGUCUCCUCCCCUGACUGACUGAACAAGGUUCACAUUGUGUUCCUGACGAUGGUCCUUUAUUCAUUUCACUCAUAUUGUGACCAUUGGAAUGCUGAAGGAGAAGAAGAGACAGAGUUUUCCAAUUUGCUAAAGCAAAAAGUAUUACCGAUUUAUGUUGGCAAUAUAGACAGGUUAUAGACAGGUUAUAAAGAGGUUAUAGACAGAUUAUUGAGAGGUUAUAGACAGGUUAUAAACAGGUUAUAGACAGGUUGUCAUUCACUUGACUUCAGCAGAAGAAGAGAGGGAACACUCUGCAAGGCUUCUGCUAUUGGUCAUUGGAUGAGAAAGAGGAGUCCUGUCAUUUCCACGCUGACCAGUCACAGACAGUGUCAGGAUGAUGUCAUAACUUAAUGUGGGUAUGUGGGUAGCUUGAGGUCACAUUGGUCUGGGAACAGUUAUGCUCUCCCCCCGACCCCCACCAGAAGUGAUGUGGCCCCACCUGGGCAAGAAGACCUGAAGUGGUAACUGACGUCGUCACCCAUUAUGAGCGGUCUCUACCACUUCAGAUACAAGCAGCAUGACAUCAGUUCACCUCCGUCCCAUGUCACAACAUCACACGGCAUUAUUCUGCUCUAAUGACAGUGACAGCGAUGUUAUUCGUUGGUUCUUUACAUCGCUGUGUCGUCAUGGGAAACACCAGGUGCCUUUACUCAAAGUGAAAGCCUCCGCUGGGUGUCUUUUUGAUGGACUGUGCGGUUCUCUCCAGCUAGCAGCUAUGCAUGGAUCCUAUUGGCUUCUUCUGUGUUCUGUCGUAACCAACAGCAUUAAAUGUAGUUCACGUAUAUAUUCUGGUGUUUUUAGAGGUUGUUCCACUGUGCACCGUUCCCCAGUCAAUGAUAUGAAGCUCUAAUGCAGUCGAUGUCCCAGUGUGUUCCUCUACAUCCCAAAUGGCACCCUGUGCCCUAAAUACAGUGAGCUCCAAAAUAAUUGGGACAGUUGACAUUUUUAUUGUUGGAUGCAUUUGCUAUUUGUUUUGGUUGUGUUUCAGAACUUUUACCCAAUAAUAACGAAUGGUAAAUAAUG